Molecule: messenger RNA, 789 nt
Organism: Chelmon rostratus (copperband butterflyfish)
Lineage: Eukaryota; Metazoa; Chordata; Actinopteri; Chaetodontiformes; Chaetodontidae
Gene: maip1
Product: matrix AAA peptidase interacting protein 1
Exons: 5
Coding region: 5-748 (247 amino acids)
Biological process (GO): inner mitochondrial membrane organization; protein insertion into mitochondrial inner membrane from matrix
Cellular component (GO): mitochondrial inner membrane
Molecular function (GO): ribosome binding
Source: RefSeq, a predicted model, not a curated record
AAAGAUGGCGCUGCCCAUGUUGAGAGGUUGUUACAGGGUGCCAUCAACAUUUAGCUUUACUCGUAUAUUUUUAAGUGAAAGUAUCAUCCUGAAUCGGUCCGGUAAAACGCGGCUACCUUCUCCAUCACCAGCCGCGGUGGGAGCAGCGGUCCGCCCGUACAGCUCCGACCGCGGUAAACCACAACAGACCCAGAAUGUGGUGGUCUUCGGCAUCCCGAAUCCAUUCACCUGGUUACGCACCCGAAUAUACUAUUUUCUGAUUAGAGCUUACUUUGAUAAAGAGUUCAACAUUGAAGAGUUCACGGAGGGAGCGAAGCAGGCCUUCUCCCAUGUUUCCAGACUGUUGUCACAGUGUCAGUUUGACGCUUUGGAAGGGCUCGUGGCUAAAGACUUGAUUGAAAAGCUUGAAGAAAAGUGCAACUUGCUGCCAUCAAGCCACAAGAAAGCCCUGUCUGCAGAAUCUGAUGAGAUCAUGUACACAAAACCAGAAGACGUUGGAAUCUACUAUGAUGAUGACGGCAGAAAGUUUGUCUGUAUUCUGAUGCGUUUCUGGUAUCUGACGAGCGCACGUCUUCCUGACGACAGCAUGGAGGGAAUUCGUGUCUUCCAGGUGGCCAUUGAUGGAGAGAGAGGAGCAGAAACUAAGAGACUACUAACUGCAAAUUAUGAAUUCCAGAGGGAGUUUACUAAGGGAGUGCCUCCAGAAUGGACCAUUACAAGGAUAGAACACUCCAAGCUUUUGGAUUAAGGUGCUUUUGAUUUGGGCCAGUUGUGCCAAUGGAGACUAGU